Molecule: messenger RNA, 4968 nt
Organism: Zalophus californianus (California sea lion)
Lineage: Eukaryota; Metazoa; Chordata; Mammalia; Carnivora; Otariidae
Gene: LRRC15
Product: leucine rich repeat containing 15
Exons: 2
Coding region: 59-1801 (580 amino acids)
Cellular component (GO): extracellular matrix
Molecular function (GO): protein binding
Source: RefSeq, a predicted model, not a curated record
CGUCCUGCUCUCGCGCUCCCUCUGGUCCACGGCGGGCGGGCGCCGAGCUGCUGAGGCCAUGCCACUGAAACAUUUUCUUCUUUUGCUGGUGGGCUGCCAAGCCUGGAGUGCAGGGCUGGCCUACUAUGGCUGCCCAAGUGAGUGUACCUGCUCUAGGGCCUCCCAGGUGGAAUGCACCGGGGCGCGCAUUGUGGCGGUGCCCACUCCCCUGCCCUGGAAUGCCAUGAGCCUGCAGAUCCUCAACACGCACAUCACUGAACUCAACGAGUCCCCAUUCCUCAACAUCUCUGCCCUGAUUGCCCUGAGGAUUGAGAAGAAUGAGCUGUCCCACAUCAUGCCCGGCGCCUUUCGAAACCUAGGCUCAUUGCGUUACCUCAGCCUCGCCAACAACAAGCUUCAGGUUCUGCCUAUUGGCCUCUUCCAGGGCCUGAACAACCUCGAGUCGCUCCUUCUAUCUAGCAACCAGCUGGUGCAGAUCCAGCCGGCACACUUCUCCCAGUUCAGCAACCUCAAAGAGCUGCAGCUGCAUGGAAACCACUUGGAAUAUAUCCCUGAUGGUGUCUUCGACCACCUGGUGGGUCUCACGAAGCUCAAUCUAGGCAAGAAUAGCCUCACCCACCUUUCGCCCAGGAUUUUCCAGCGCCUGGGCAACCUCCAGGUCCUCCGGCUGUAUGAGAACAGGCUCUCAGAAAUCCCUAUGGGCACUUUUGAUGGGUGUGGAAACCUCCAGGAGCUGGCCCUACAGCAGAACCAGAUUGGUAUGCUCUCCCCUGGCCUCUUCCACAACAACCGUAACCUCCAGAAGCUCUAUCUGUCCAACAACCACAUCUCCCAGUUGCCCCCUGGCAUCUUCAUGCAGCUGCCCCAGCUCAACCGUCUCACGCUUUUUGGGAAUUCCCUAAAGGAGCUCUCACCGGGGAUCUUUGGGCCGAUGCACAACCUGCGUGAGCUUUGGCUCUACGACAACCACAUCACUUCUCUACCUGACAACGUCUUCAGCGACCUCCGCCAGCUGCAGGUCCUGAUCCUCAGUCGUAACCAGAUCAACUACAUCUCCCCAGACGCCUUCAAUGGGCUGGCGGAUCUUCGGGAGCUGUCCCUCCACACCAAUGCGCUGCAAGAGCUGGAUGGGAGCGUCUUCCGCAUGUUGGUCAGCCUGCAGAACAUCUCCUUGCAGAACAACCGCCUCAGACAGCUCCCAGGGAAUAUCUUCGCCAAUGUCAAUGGCCUCAUGACCAUCCAGCUGCAGAACAACCAGCUGGAGAACCUGCCCAUGGGCAUCUUUGACCACCUGGGGAACCUGUGUGAGCUGAGGCUCUAUGACAACCCCUGGAGGUGUGACUCUGACAUCCUUCCACUCCACAACUGGCUCCUGCUCAACCAGCCCAGGUUGGGGACAGAUGCUCUCCCGGUGUGUUUCAGCCCACCCAGUGUCCGAGGCCAGUCCCUCAUCAUCAUCAACGUCAACGCUGCUGUCCCCAGUGUCCAGGUCCCAGUGAUGCCCAGCUACCCAGAAACACCACAGUACCCGGACACACCCAGCUUCCCUGACACCACCUCCAUCUCCACUACUGACUUCACCAGCCCCAUGGGGGAUUACACCGAUCUGACCACCGUUGAGGUCACCGAUGACCGCAGCACGUGGGGCAUGACCCAGGCCCAGAGUGGGCUGGCCAUUGCCGCCAUUGUCAUUGGCAUCGUUGCCCUGGCCUGUUCCCUGGUUGCCUGCAUCUGCUGUUGCUGUGGCAAGAAGAGGAACCAUGCGGUCCUGAUGCAGAUGAAGGCACCCAAUGAGUGUUGAAGGGGCGGGCUGGAGGCAGCGCUGGGGAAGAGUGGGAGCACUGGAGGAUCUGGGAGUUUCAUCAUUGUGCCUCCAUCCCUGGGUCCACAGAGCCAUCCCCCACUCCCUCUCACUGGUCCCUGAGAGAAAGGCGCCCCCACCUUUUCCUGACCUGCCUGGUUCUCCUCUAGAGAACUACAGGAGAACCAGCUCUUGCAGGACUUCUUACCACCAGGGAGAUCCAACCGGCCAUGGCAAAAACCUCAUGGCGUUUCUAAUUCACGUCCCUGGGCUUCAUUCGAGAAAGCCCUUCUCCACAGCCUUACCAGCUCUCCUCCAACAAGCUUCCCUGCGCCCGCGGCCCUGCUGGCCUCUGUAGACUCAGUUACCACGCCGGCUCACUUUGUGGGAAUAGUUCUCCACGGGGACAGCUUCUCUCCUAAGUAGGAUGUAAGUUGAUUUCCCUUCCUUUGCUCCACCCCCAUCUGUGGCAUGCUCUCCCCUGUCCCCACAAAUGAAAGGUCUCCCUUGAUUUUCUGCUCCUGAAGGCAGAGUAAGUUCUCUCCUCACAGAAGGCUUCCACCCACUCAGCUGGCUUCCUAGGAGCUGCCAAGCACCUGGUUUUUGGGUCGCUGUGCAAGAGGCCCCUCGGCUCCCGCAGAGAGAGUCACUGUCAGCGUCUCUCAUGGGGUCGUUAUCUGGAGAAGGAAGACUGGCACCUGUGCAACAAGUCAGCCUUAUAGAGAUUUCUGAACCGCAGAUUUUGCUUUGAAAAUGUUGGUCCUUUGAGGGAUAAGGUCAUGUAGAAUGUCUGACCCCUAAAAACCUUGAAAAUCAGCUUACUAGUACUGGAUGGAGAAAGCACCCUGGCACUUGGGGUGUCCUUACGUUCAUCCCUAGGGUUUUUCUCUUUUAACUUUUUAUUGAAGUAUAACACAUACAGAAACAUGGGAGCGUGACUGUGUAGAGUUUGAUGGAUCUUCACAAACAGUUCACACCCGUGUAAUCAGCAUCCAGAUCGAGAAACAGGACAUCACUAGUAUCCUCCAUCGUGGACUUUUACUGGAGAAGACAGGCUUGUGGAGAUGGGUCCCCAAGAGCCAGGACGGCCCCUCAAUGCCCCUGCCAGCCUGCCCUUGCCAAGACCCAGCUGCUGGGGUGGGGGAGACGAUGUGGGUACAUUCUGGCCUGGAUAGGAGAUGUAAUCAAAUCCCCACACCCCGAGGCACCCAGAGCGGCCAGGUCAGAGGCAUCUCGACAGCAGAGGCCCCUGCAAGCACACAUCUUUCUCCGCCAGCAAGCUGUCCCCUGCUCAUCGGAGGCCCCUCUGCCUGGGCCUUUUAUGGGCAUGCUCUGCCUCUAUCUGUUUUUAAUUUUCACUUUCCAUUUGGGGGAAGCGAAAUAGUUUGGAGAUGAGAGCCUUCAAUUGAACAGCUGAGUGUAAUGGAACCUGGUAAUCCUUCUAGUGUGGUAAAAUUCUCCAUCAAUGUUCCAGUCAGCUAGACACUGAAAUUCAGAAUGCUCACAUAUGGGAGGCAACAUCAGGGCACACAGAUAGGUCACGCUGGGUCUGGGGGCUCUCUGGAGUUCCUUCUGCCUGUGGCCUGCUUAUAAGAGUUAAGUGUUUGGUGCAGGGUUAUCUUCCUCCUUGAGUGCUAGCCACAUAAAUACCUGCCUUCAGUACCUUCCUGCUACACACGUAUUCACACUGGUAAAGAAAUUGUGCUCAUGGCAACUCAUGUCUUUGUUCGGACAACUGGUCUAUCAGUUCAGAAAUAAAAACAGUGAAAUGGAGAAUUUUAGCUGUCUGUGUCUGCCCAGGAAAGAGCUGCAGCCGGUGCUGUAAGGAUUUGGAAAUCCUGACGGGCUCUGACUAGUUUUCUCUGUCCCACAAGACAAAUAAGAAAUUGCCUGAGGCUUUAGUGGCAUGAUGCUGACAGGUACCCAACAAAACAGGUCCAGGAAAGGAUGUGUGUAAGAACUAGUACACUGUAUAGUUUUUUUCUCUGUCCCAGAGAAUCUGGGGAAGAUGGGGCCUGUCAAAGGCAAAAGACAUCUUCUCCCCAAGGUAAAUCUGGGUCUCCAAAAGGUUUACCAAAGAUUUGUAGCAACUGGUGGACAUGUACCAAGACUUGCCAGGGCCCAAAAGGAAGUGAGCCUAGAGCUUGGGGCAUGGGCAUCAUUCCAUUGAUGGUGGCCUGCCUGCUGGUCCUGGGGCCAUCAGGAGAAGCUGGGCUUGCUUUCCUCCAGAUAGGAAGCAUGGUUUAGCACUGUAUUCGUCAAGGUGCUCCUUAUGAGUAGGCUCCAGUGUCUCAUUGUGCAAGGGUGCAAGUGGGUACCUGGCAGAGAGGUGAGGAAGGAGUCCUUUUCACCCAGUGUGUCCUGCCCUUCUGGACCCAGAACCCUUGGGUAGUCCUGGCAUUGGCCAUGACAUUGGAGGUCUUUUCUUCCAAGCCCAGGAUAGCAACAUGUUUCCCCAGACCAAAGGUUGGCCUGAGGGCAUCUGUCCUCAGAUGUCUCCAUGCAGGAGCACCCCUUCGUGGGGCUGGUGAACUCUUUACAUGAUGCUCUGAGCUUGUCUGGUCCUUUCUCCCAUCAGAGUGGAUUGGAUGGAGCCAUUGGACCUCCUCUUCCAUGGCAGGCCUUUUGGCCUCUCUGAACCAUGUUGUCUGGUCAGGGAGCUACCAGGAAAGCUGGAUGGAGUUUCCUUUCCAACAAGACAUUGCAUUUGCUCACUUUUCAGGGCUGGAGUGAGCUGCUUGGUCCCCCCAAGUUGAGGUAGGGUACAGAAUCCACUUUAAUUUCCCCGUUUGCUCACUGGCCCCUAGGUCACCUUGCCGGUACCAGCAGCCUCCAUUUGGAGUGAAGGGUCAAUGUUGGAGAAAAGAGAAUAAAAACCAGUUAGAACCACCGUUUUUCAAAAAUGCUUACUGUGUGUAGAUACCCUUUAAAGUACUGAACAAGCAUUUUCUUUUUAAGCCUGACAACACCUCUGUGCAUGGGUACUACCGUUAUGCCCUGGAAAUGGGUCUAAACUCACUCUUUCUUCUGCAACAUUAUUCAGUGAGCUGUGGGUUUUCUUUCUCUCUUCACACUUUCUUUUUUUUUUUUUAAAGAUUUUAUUUAUUUGAAACAGAGAGAGACACAGCGAGAGAGGGAACACAAGCAGGGGGAGUGGGAGAGGGAGA